This is a messenger RNA of Astyanax mexicanus (Mexican tetra), 2028 nucleotides long. Its product is annotated as transmembrane protein 252. The transcript has 2 exons. The record is from RefSeq and is a predicted model, not a curated record. The coding region runs from base 266 to 868 and encodes 200 amino acids. NCBI's taxonomy places the organism in Eukaryota, Metazoa, Chordata, Actinopteri, Characiformes, Acestrorhamphidae.
CCCACAGCAGAUCCUCAUUUAUUACAGGAGACCUGCUCUCUAUGCAGACAGACAGACAGACAGACAGGUGUCUGAACGACACCAGAUCUUCAGUUUAAUACCAGAGACUUGUUCUCUACGCAGACAGAGACAGACAGACAGACAGGCGGACAGACAGACGGGCGUCUGAGCGACACCAGAUCUUCAGUUUAAUACAGGAGACCUGUUUUCCAAACACACAGACAGACAGACGGACAGACAGACAGACGGGCGUCUGAGCGACAGCAUGAAGCUGAGGAAGCCCCUGCUGGCGGCGGUCCGGCUGGUUCUGCCCACGGCGGGUCUGGGUCUGAUCUGCGGGGGGGCGUAUGUGAACUCUCUGGGGGGGGGGGACCUGCUGAGGGAAAUCUUCACCUACCUGCUGAUCAUCCUGGGCUUCGUCCUGCUGGUGGGGGGGGUUCUGUGGUCCCUGGGUCACGGGGUGAAGGGGGUUCUGGUGAAGUGGUCCGGGGGGAGGAUGCGCCACACUGACGUUCAGGUGUUCACGGUGGACAGGAUGAAUUUUCCUCCGUCGUAUGAAGAAUCUCAGAUCAGAACCGAGGCGGCUGAGGGAACCGGACCCGUCCCUGCGGUACCGCUCUGGCCCGGCUUAGCCCCGCCCAUCUACACCCAGACCAGCUUCGAGACCCUCACCGAGGACUACAGUCACGAGGCCCCGCCCACCUAUGAGCAGGCCAUCAGACAGAACCAGAUCCAGAACCAGAGCCUAAACCAGAACCAGGCAGCACCAACAGACCAGCAGGACAUCCUCCAGAACCAGAAUCUGAACCAGGUCUCACCACAAACCAUCACCAGCCUACAAUCCAACAUCUUCAUAGAGCCGUUCUGAUCCGGCUCAGUCUGAGAGAUGAGAGACCCAGACGCAGUUCGGGUCAAAGACGAUUGGAUGCUUCUUCAGGAUCUUCAGGAUCUACAGGAAGUGACGGGAUGAAGAACUCUGGCGUGGUUCUGAGACGACGGACCCAAAGUGUGUAAGAGGACAGAAAUGAUGGGACAUAACGGACACACAGCAGCAGAACACUGUUGAACAUCGGCCCAUUGGAAACUAUUAACAGACUAACAGAGUUUUCCAGAAGCUCCUCAAUGUUUACAACAGCUUUACUACAUUAUAACUACACUGCGAUACCACAUCGUCCACCGUCCGGGCGAGUUAGCUGAGCAACAAUAAAGGGCUAAUGGAUAAAGGUGAUACUCGUAGAACAUUGACAAAGUGAAUCCGAAAAAGAAAACUUCAAGUGCAGUAACCGCAAAGACCAUAAAAAUGUUAUGAUGAUGGAACUGGCACUCAUCAGGACUGCUUCAGGAAAGGAAGAGCGAGAGUUUCCUCUGUUGUACAGGAUAAGUUAAUCAGAGUUUCCAGCCUCAGAAACCACAAGUUAACAAACAGCUCCCCAGAUAAGAGUAUCUAAAUACUUCACAGAGUAUUUUAGUUUGUUUAACACUUAAAAAAUAUUCUCAUUUAGAGCAUUUAUUUACAGAAAAUGAGAAAUGUCUGAUGAAAAAAGAUGCAGAGCUUUCAGACCUCAAAUAAUGCAAAGAAAACAAGUUCAUAUUCAUAAAGUUUUAAGAGUUCAGAAAUAAUCAAUAUUUGGUGGAAUAAUCCUGGUUUUUAAUCACAGUUUUUUCAUGCAUCUUGGCAUCAUGUUCUCCUCCACCAGUCUUACACACUGCUUUUGGAUAACUUUGGAUUCAUUUAAGCAGUUCAGUUUGGUGGUUUGAUGGUUUGUGAUCAUCCAUCUUCCUCUUGAUUAUAUUCCAGAGGUUUUUAAUUUGAUAAAAUCAAAGAAACUCAUCAUUUUUAAGUUGUGUCUUAUUUUUUUCUAGAGCUGUAUAUGGAAAAUCUGGAGAUGAUCAGGGUGUGAACUGUCUCUUUCUGUAAAUCCUUCAUUAAUGUCUCUUUAUCAAUAGGUCACUGUAUAUAAGCCUGUAUUUACAGCAUUUAAUGUGUUGUUUGUUUGUAUUAAUAAAUAAUUACAGUGAUAAAUUACA